Messenger RNA from Phycodurus eques (leafy seadragon), 1599 nucleotides. RefSeq names its product G protein-coupled receptor kinase 1 a (gene grk1a). Gene Ontology annotation, cellular component: cytoplasm. Gene Ontology annotation, molecular function: rhodopsin kinase activity; ATP binding. The record is from RefSeq and is a predicted model, not a curated record. Gene Ontology annotation, biological process: signal transduction; protein phosphorylation; regulation of signal transduction. NCBI's taxonomy places the organism in Eukaryota, Metazoa, Chordata, Actinopteri, Syngnathiformes, Syngnathidae.
AUGGAUAUUGGUGGCCUGACAACAGUGGUGGCCAACUCGGCCUACAUUUCCGCCCGCGGGAGUUUUGACGGCACCACUGACCCGACUUUAGAUUUAGGCUUCCAGAGGGUCUGCGUAGACCAGCCCAUCAGAAAACUAAUUUUUCAGGAGUUCCUACACUCCCAUAAUGAGUACAAGGGUCUGCUGCUGAAGGAUAUUGAGGAGUACAACAUGGCAGAGGAUGAGGACAGAGUGAAGAAAGCAAACAAGAUUUUGUUGCGGAACAUGGAGCCUGGUGUCAAGUAUUUCUGCGCCUUCCUGCCAGAAAAUGGCAUCACAAAGGUCAAAGACAAACACCAGGAAGCUGGGGAUGACCUCUUCAGUGAGACUUUGGAUAGUGUUAAGGACUUUCUCAAAGAGGUACCAUACACUUUCUUCCUGGAGAGCAUGUAUCUGAAGAGGUUUCUGCAAUGGAAGUGGCUGGAGGUGCAGCCAAUAGGAGAAGACUGGUUUUUACAUUUCCGUGUGCUGGGUAAAGGGGGUUUCGGGGAGGUGUCUGCCUGUCAGAUGAAGGGCACAGGAAAAUUGUACGCCUGUAAAAAGCUCAACAAGAAGAGGCUGAGGAAGAGAAAAGGCUAUGAGGGGGCGAUGGUGGAGAAGCGGAUCCUGGCACGAGUUCACAGCAGGUUCAUUGUCUCCUUGGCCUAUGCCUUGCAGUCCAAAACAGAGCUGUGUCUGGUUAUGACCACCAUGAAUGGAGGAGACUUGAGGUAUCACAUAUAUGUGGACGAGAACAAUCCAGGGUUUAAUGAGCCACGGGCCUGCUAGCAGAUCAUCCAGGGCAUCGAGCAUCUCCACCAGAAGAGUAUCAUCUACAGACACCUCAAACCAGAGAAUUUGCUCCUGGACAAUCAAGGUAAUGUCCGUAUCUCGGACCUCGGUCUGGCUGUGGAGCUGGCUGACGAGCAGUUCAAGAUAAAAGGUUAUGCUGGCACUCCAGGUUUCAUGGCACCAGAGCUGCUCAAAGGAGAAGAAUAUGACUAAACGGUGGAUUACUUUGCUCUGAGCUUCACUCUAUUUGAAAUUUUGGCUGCUAAAGGGCCUUUUAGGAGCAGAGGAGAGAAGGUGGAAAACAAGGUGGUGAAGAUGCGUGUUUUGAAUGAUCCCGUCGUCUACCCGGAGAGCUUCAGUGAGAAGGCCAGGUCCAUCUGCGAGGGUCUGCUCUUCAAAGAGGUGGACAAGAGGCUCUGCUUCAAGAACAGGUCAUGUGAUGAGAUCAGGGCACACCCUUUCUUUGGCGACAUUAACUGGAGAAAACUCAAUGCAGGAAUUCUUCUGCCGCCUUUUGUGCCAGACUCCAAGACGGUUUACGCCAAGAACAUUGAUGACAUUGGGGCCUUUUUUACAGUUAAAGGCGUCCACCUGGAAGACAAAGACACAGAUUUUUUUGACGAGUUUGCAUCUGGGAACAUGUCCAUCCCGUGGCAAGAGGAGAUGAUCAUGAUGGGAAUUUAUGGGGAGCUGACUGUGUGGGGCCCCGCUGGCACCUUACCGAAUGACCUGCGACGUGAGUCUAUCCUCGAACAACCGGUCCGCUUCUCCACCUGCUCGGUGUCAUGA